Aspergillus thermomutatus is the source of this 474-nucleotide messenger RNA. It is a transcript of the gene ANB1, whose product is annotated as Eukaryotic translation initiation factor eIF-5A. Lineage: Eukaryota; Fungi; Ascomycota; Eurotiomycetes; Eurotiales; Aspergillaceae. The coding region runs from base 1 to 474 and encodes 157 amino acids. The transcript has 4 exons. Gene Ontology annotation, molecular function: RNA binding; ribosome binding; translation elongation factor activity. Gene Ontology annotation, biological process: positive regulation of translational elongation; positive regulation of translational termination. The record is from RefSeq and is a predicted model, not a curated record.
AUGGCUGACGAGCAUGAGACCUUCGAGUCUGCCGACGCUGGCGCGUCCGCGACCUACCCCAUGCAGUGCUCCGCUCUGAGAAAGAACGGUCACGUUGUCAUCAAGGGUCGCCCCUGCAAGAUCGUUGAAAUGUCUACCUCCAAGACUGGCAAGCACGGCCACGCCAAGGUCCACAUCGUCGCCAUCGAUAUCUUCACCAACAAGAAGCUGGAAGAUCUUUCCCCCUCCACCCACAACAUGGACGUCCCCAACGUCACCCGUCGUGAAUACCAGCUCCUUGAUGUCACUGACGACGGUUUCCUCUCCCUCAUGGACGAGGCCGGUAACACCAAGGACGAUGUCAAGCUCCCCGAGGGUGAGGUUGGUGACAAGAUUAACAAGAUGUUCAACGAGGAGGGCAAGGACUGCAACGUCACCAUUCUCACUGCCAUGGGCGAACAGGCCUGCAUGGAUGUCAAGGAGGCUCCCAAAUAA